This is a messenger RNA of Acanthoscelides obtectus, 1076 nucleotides long. NCBI's taxonomy places the organism in Eukaryota, Metazoa, Arthropoda, Insecta, Coleoptera, Chrysomelidae. The record is from the annotation of a GenBank genome assembly.
AAUUGAGUGCAUAGUUCAUGAAUUAAAAUUAAAUUAUGAUAUCCUCCGUUCAGAUGUCCCUGUUGCUGCGUCGUCCCCCAGGUCGUGAGGCCUACCCUGGUGACGUAUUCUACCUCCACUCCCGUCUGCUGGAGAGAGCCGCCAAGAUGUCCGACGCUCACGGAGGAGGUUCCUUGACCGCCCUGCCCGUCAUCGAGACACAGGCCGUGAUGUGUCAGCUUACAUUCCCACCAAUGUCAUUUCCAUCACUGACGGACAGAUCUUCUUGGAAACUGAGUUGUUCUACAAGGGUAUCCGACCAGCUAUCAACGUAGGUUUGAGUGUAUCCAGAGUAGGAUCUGCUGCCCAAACCAAGGCCAUGAAACAGGUGGCCGGUUCCAUGAAACUGGAAUUGGCCCAAUAUCGUGAGGUAGCCGCUUUCGCCCAGUUCGGUUCCGACUUGGACGCUGCCACCCAACAGCUGUUGAAUAGAGGUGUGCGUCUCACUGAGCUACUGAAGCAGGGACAGUAUGUGCCGAUGGCCAUUGAAGAGCAAGUCGCCGUCAUCUACUGCGGUGUCAGGGGACAUCUGGACAAACUGGACCCCUCCAAGAUCACCGUUUUCGAGAAGCAGUUCUCUGAACACAUGAAGGCGAGCCACCAAGACAUCUUGACCAGCAUCGCGAAAGAGGGUAAGAUCACAGAUGACACAGACGCGAAAUUAAAGAAGAUCGUACAAGAAUUCAUCGCCAACUUCUCUGGUUAAGUGAAACGCGUCAGUCAUUACCACAAUUCUUAAUCGAUGUGAGAUUUCCAUUUUGAUUUGCAUACUAGCUACAUUUGUGGCACCACGAACGAUUGCAAGAAUGCUGUGCAUUUUGUUGUUGCAUCGAUUGAGAAUUCAAAAUGAAAUAUUUAAUUAUUAGAUAUAGGAGUAUGUUAUUUGUAAAAUUUAAAUACAUGGUUAACAUGUUAGGAGAAAACGAGGAUUUUACAUCGGUCUUUGGAAACAACUUGUACAGCAUUUGUUUUUAUUAUUUUAUUUGUAACAAAAAUCUAAUUAAUAAAUUUUUUUUGUUAUGAGAAUUCGUCUUUAC